Molecule: messenger RNA, 2574 nt
Organism: Triplophysa dalaica
Lineage: Eukaryota; Metazoa; Chordata; Actinopteri; Cypriniformes; Nemacheilidae
Exons: 3
Coding region: 21-1043 (340 amino acids)
Source: RefSeq, a predicted model, not a curated record
AUCGAGUACUGGUUCGAAACAUGGGUGAGCGAGGUGGACCCGGUAAGCUACGCUCAUAUUGGGAGAAGAGGAUCUACGUGGUGAAGGAGCAAAUCUCAGACAAUCCUGUGUAUGUCAUUCAUCCUGAGGGAGACCCGAAUGCAAGGAACAGAACCAUACACAGAAACUUGCUGCUGCUAGUAAAUGAUUUGCCUGUUGAGAGUCCAGCACAGUCAACUGACACUGUUCCAACUCCCCGUCAGGGACAAAAGCAACCUCAACAGAGGGCAAGCUCUGCUGACAAUGAUGGAAUACUGCACACCGAUGAUGAUGAUGAUGAUGAGGAUCAGUGGACAGGAGGGUAUUGGCUUAGAACACCUGUAGUCAGGAUGGAAGAUGGCAGAUCAGCGGUCCCUGAGAGAGAGCAAAGUCCGGUGUCAUCUCCUGCAACAGCGCCUGGUCAAACUCCAAAGAAGCUGACCAAGAUCCACAAAGAUUAUCCAAAUACAUUACCGACGAGAGAAACCGAACCUAUGGACACUUACUUACCAAGAGUACAAGAGACAGCUGAAAGAGACGAUACACACACGGAUGAGACAAACCUACCUGAAAGAGAGCACGAACAAAACAUUCCUGAACAAGAGGAUAAACAAAGUUCAAAAGACAGAGAUGUGGAAUUAGUCGGAGAUGAAUCGCAGACAAUUGAACAACCUGAUGUCACUUACUUACCUCAGCCUGGAGAGGAAGAGAAAAAUGAACAUGCCGAAGAAGUACAGGAGGGAAGACAGAGUUAUCCCCCUAUUAUGACUUGGCCCGCAGAGGAUGCACACAGAGAGGUUAGGAGGUCGGUUAGAGAGAGGAGACCGAGGCCGAUGUUCACUUAUGACUCACUGGGUCAACCUUCAAUACAAACCCAUGUAGAUUCCAUUUCCUCACAGAUUACCUCAGCCCCCUUACCUUUCAUGUCACACAUUACCAGACAGUUCAUCCUACCUACUCCUUACUUACCACAAAUGUACAUGCCUUGCACAUAUUACAUGCCAGUCACCGCACAAGUUUAUUAAAAAAAACAAAGAAAGUUUUGUUUUGUUUGCUGCAACAAAUGUCGGGAGCCAUUUUUGUUUGUUGGGGUGGAUGUGACACUCUCAAAAUAUAAGUGUUUUGCUGAGAUAAAUUUUUGUUUUCUUUCUUUCUAAUGUAAUUUCAUUUUAUUUUGACUGAACGAAUUGAAUAGUUCACAAAGAAGCGCAAUUACAUGCUGUUUUAAAAUGGACACAAGGUGGCACCACCUCGCGGCAGCGUUACACUGGGACUCUUAGUAAUGCGCAGAGCAAGAGGAGCUCAUAAUCCGAGUGAUUGGAGCAUGAGCUGCUGUUGUCCUGCGUCGCUGAUUUCUUUUCAAUAUUUUCAAUAUUUCCAGGUUAGUUAUACAACUUUUAUAUGACAAGAGAUGUUAAGAAACUAGUAUGAAUCCCUGGUGAUGUGUUGUCAAUAAGGCAAAAGUAUGUAAAGUGCGUAAACGGUUCAAUUUGAUGUUACGUAGUUGAGGAAAUGGCGGCCAACGGCCUCAUCUAUUGUUUUAUUUGACUUGUUUCUUGCGGCUCCUGGGCAUUUGUGUGAAAAGUAGCUGUGUAUGUGUGGUUCAAUGUUUAAAGAGUAUUAAAUUAAUACUAAUGUGCAGAGUAAGACCAGUUACGGCCGCAGCCGUGUUUAAAUGCGCACAUGUUAAUAUUAGACAACGAGACAGUUUUCGUUCAUAGGAUUGGGUGCCUUGUUAUGAGGCAGAAAUGUUUACUAUGGACGUUGGUAUCUAUAUAGAGUUGUGUAAUACAGCUUAACUGCAAAUGAUGAUUAUUCUGUUAUAAAAAAGUGAACACUUAUAAAAUGUAUGGUGAUACAAAAAUAUUCUAUUGAUGAUAGACAGAAAAUGUGAGUUAAAAGGAAAAUGGUUGUCUUGUGGUUCAUACAAAUUUUCUAUGUUGGGAAAAUAUGGGAGGAGACGUUUAUGUGAAAACAGACUUUGGAAGAAAAUAUGGCUUCAUGUUAUUCAAAUGUGGAUAUAACCUGUGCUCAAUGUAAAGCAGAAAAAAUAACAGAAAUAAUUCAUGAUUGCAGAUAUAAUGUUAAAAUGAUGUUAGAAAUAAAAGAUAAUCCGAGUGAUUGGAGCAUGAGCUGCUGUUGUCCUGCGUCGCUGAUUUCUUUUCAAUAUUUUCAAUAUUUCCAGACUCCUAUCAGAGGGUUAUCUAUAUAUCUGUCAGCGGAGACCUAGCUGGGACCCGCUACACAUGUUUUAGCGAGCUUGGCGGUCACCUCAGUCCCGGCUGCGACAGUCAGCAAGCUCCGGCAAACCACGCUUCCCGAGACGAGUCGUCACAAAUUAAUAAGGCCACGGCGCAGGAGGACUUGGGAAGGGCGGGUUUCCAGUUUGAUGCGUUUGAAUGGAUGCAACAGAAAAAUACCUGUUUAACAAAAAUCUGAAGUUGUGCUGAAUUCAGUGAAACAGAGUGUAGAAGAACAGUGGACACAGCAGGAGAAGAAAACUGCCCUUAAAGACUCCAUCUGAUGAAAACACAAAAUGUUUAACACACAACUAAC